This is a messenger RNA of Parathielavia appendiculata, 412 nucleotides long. RefSeq lists its product as uncharacterized. Lineage: Eukaryota; Fungi; Ascomycota; Sordariomycetes; Sordariales; Chaetomiaceae. The transcript has a single exon. The coding region runs from base 96 to 374 and encodes 92 amino acids. The record is from RefSeq and is a predicted model, not a curated record.
CCAAGUGUCACAGCCAAUACAGAGGAGUUUGCGGGUCAGAUUCAACCGUAAAGCGUCACUCGAAUCUUAUCACGGCGUUGGCACAGGCAAUCACCAUGGCCAGCUCCUCAAUGUGCCCUUGCUCCUCCUGCUUCGCCUCGAAUACCCAGCAUGUCCAGGCCUGGCAACCGCAGCAACAACAGCAGCAGCAGCAGCAACAACAGCAGCAACACCAACACCAACACCAACAAAAUCAAUCACUGAGGGAAAACAAGAGUUAUGGUUCUAAAACCACGUCGAACAAGCUGCGGCGAACUCGCAGCAUCGAGAGCACAACCUCCACUCUGGUUGGGUUGACAUCGGAUGCGCAGCCCAUGGCGCUCUCUGAGCAGUGAGGGCAAGCGAGGAAGGGUUGUCGGAGCAGAUAGAAAGA